AUGCAGAAGGGUUAUGAAAAGUUAACUGAAGAGAACAAAGAUCGAGAGAAUGUCAAAGGAGUGUCGGACUAUGGCAACGAUGACGUUAGCCAAACUGGAAAAACACAAUCGGGUGAAUUCCUAUCCCGUAGCACUGAUGUUGAGAAGGGAGCUCAUCAACAGGAUAAGAAAAAUGCGCAGGACUCCACUGCACGAGAGAUUAAGGAUGCCGAUGAGCUAAAGCGAGAGAAGGGCAAAGUCUCUAAAGUCGACAAAAGAACAGGGGAUACUUCGGAAGCUAUAAAACCGAUAAAGUAG
This is a messenger RNA of Strongylus vulgaris, 297 nucleotides long. NCBI's taxonomy places the organism in Eukaryota, Metazoa, Nematoda, Chromadorea, Rhabditida, Strongylidae. The record is from the annotation of a GenBank genome assembly.